Molecule: messenger RNA, 1671 nt
Organism: Sinocyclocheilus grahami
Lineage: Eukaryota; Metazoa; Chordata; Actinopteri; Cypriniformes; Cyprinidae
Product: NAD-dependent protein deacetylase sirtuin-3, mitochondrial-like
Exons: 8
Coding region: 105-1196 (363 amino acids)
Cellular component (GO): nucleus
Molecular function (GO): histone deacetylase activity, NAD-dependent; NAD+ binding
Source: RefSeq, a predicted model, not a curated record
ACCAGUCUGCCUCUUGUUGUUCCUGCAUGUUUUUAUUUACUACAGCAAAUUCGCUGAAAUAAUGUAUGCCUUUUGACAAAGUAGGAGUCUAGCCAGAGUCCAUUAUGCUGUACUUAAAAACGGGUCUAAAUGUGUGCAGAUGCAGUUUUACAGAGAAAUCCUUAUGGAGAAGAGGACUGUCUACUACUGAAUAUCUAUCAAGGACAAACCGUGCCCAUCAAAAGAUCUUGUCACAUAUCCCUCAUGCACAAAUGGGUGCUGUAUUUCUUUCACAAUUCCUAUAUUGUCCAGCUGCCUUCAUAAGAUGUGGUGGCGUAAGAGGGCUGUUCGGAGGAGGCCGUGGUAACAUUGGCCAGCAGACUCUGGAGGACAUUGCAGAAAAUAUCAGAGAACGCAAGUUCAAAAGAAUUGUGGUGAUGGCAGGGGCGGGUAUCAGCACACCCAGUGGAAUCCCAGACUUCAGAACGCCUGGCAGCGGUCUUUAUGACAACCUUCAACAGUACAAUCUGCCCUAUGCUGAGGCCAUAUUUGAAAUAAAUUACUUUCAUCACAAUCCAAACCCUUUUUUUGCUCUUGCCAAAGAGCUUUAUCCUGGUAAUUACCAACCCAAUCUGACACACUACUUCAUUCGCCUGCUUCAUGAUAAGGGACAACUACUCAGGAUGUACACGCAAAACAUUGAUGGACUCGAGCGAAUGGCUGGUAUUCCCCCAAAGAUGUUGGUGGAGGCACAUGGAACAUUUGCCACGGCCACAUGCACGGUUUGCCGAAGGGAUUACGAGGGAGAGGAACUCAGGAAUGAUAUCAUGGAAGGAACAAUACCCAAAUGCCCUACUUGUAAAGGAAUCAUCAAGCCUGACAUUGUGUUCUUUGGUGAGGAGCUCCCUCAGCAAUUCUUCACCUACCUUACAGACUUCCCGAUAGCAGACUUACUCAUUGUCAUGGGAACAUCUCUAGAGGUGGAGCCCUUCGCCAGCUUGGCUGGUGCCGUGCAUGGUUCAGUGUCACGGCUUUUGAUAAAUCGAGAUCUUGUGGGGCCGUUUGCUUGGGGGUCCCAACGUCACAAUGACGUGGCUGAUCUGGGUGACGUAGUUAGUGGGGUAAAAAAGCUGGUGGAGCUCCUUGGAUGGAAGCAGGAAUUAGAAGCCCUAAUGAAUGUUGGCGGAGACAAGACUUCAGUGAACAAGGAGGAGUGAGCAACCAAAUUUCAUCCUGACAUGGGAUCUGAAGAUCCAGAAUGGGAUUGAUUGUUUGGAAAGCCCAGUCAUUGCCUCAGUAGUGAGCAUGCACUAGAGGAACAGAGUUUCAUUUGUUGAAAAGGUGUACUUGAAUAUAGUGGGUUGAGCAUGAAGAUCAAGAACUAAAUAACUAGGUCACCUCUACAUACUGCAGGUAAUGUGGUAAAAUAAUGAAUACAGUAAUGUACUGUAGCUUAAAGAUGCAAAACAAGAAUUUAAUCUCUGUUUGUUUAGCUGGCUGUUAUCCAUCAUCUUAAACAAAUUUUAUGACUGUGGUGAUAUGAUUAAUUUAUUCUGUAACUAAUGGUGGUUCUGAGAUAAAGUGAGUGGCAUUCAGCUGGUCAGUUCAUCUCAAUGAGGUGGCCAGUGUGAGGAAAAACCACCCUGAUGAAUAAUAAAAGCUUUUUCUAGAAUAUGAAUGGAGUCUUUAUCU